AUGCAGGUCGUUGAACGUGGUUCCUUGCUGCAUCAUCUGGGUCACGCACGCUGCCUAUCGCGUCGACGAGGUGUAGCGCUGCUAGCUGUGUCGUCGGGUGCAUUGUGCGUGAAUGAUCACGCGAUGCCUAGUGUCGUCUGCGGGUCGCAUCACCUGGUAGAGCAACACAUCUCCCUCCACACAACCUUACGCAGACUUAGACCUUCAGACUUGACAGGCUUUGGAGGCAUUUAUUUCAGCAUGGAUCCAGCAACAGUCGAACAAUUAGAUUUCGGGGAAGAAGAAUACGACGGAAAUCAUAAGUUGCAAUAUCCUCAGGGUGGUGCUAUACCCGCACUUGCUGAUGAGGAAAUGAUUGGUGAUGAGGAUGAAUAUGAUGACCUCUACAAUGAUGUUAACGUGGGAGAGGGCUUCCUUCAAAUGCAGCGUUCUGAAUCACAAAUACCUUCUGCUCCGGUAAACAAUGAGUUCCAAACUUCGAAAAAUUCUCAAACUAGAGCCGAUGCAUUGCCCUCCAAAGACACGAACAAUGCCCUGGUCGCCAAUGCAGCCAAAUUCUCUGAACAAAAGACGAGCAUGCCAAUAAAACAAACUGUGGAACGGGAAACACUUCCUGAAACGGCACAAAAUUCUCAGUCGGGGAAUUUGGGAGGAGGAUAUACCUAUCGAGGAUCAGCAGGCGUACCUCAUAACACUGCCCCAGACCUUGUGAACUCCUCAGAAAAAGUUCCGCCGCCUAACGUGGCGACUUCAGACCGCCCAGUGGACUCCGAGUACCUGAUAAGGUCGUCCGUGGAAAACGGUAACACGAUGCUGUUUGUAGGUGAAUUGCACUGGUGGACGACGGAUACUGAGCUGGAAAGCGUGCUCAUCCAUUACGGAAAGGUCAAGGAGAUCAAGUUUUUCGACGAGAGGGCUAGCGGGAAGUCGAAAGGCUACUGCCAGGUCGAGUUUUACGACGCUUGCGCAGCCUCCGCUUGCAAGGAAGGCAUGAACGGUCACGUUUUCAACGGGCGGCCUUGUGUGGUGGCAUUUGCCACCCCACAAACCAUAAGGCAGAUGGGUGCCUCGUACAUGAACAAGAACCAAGCCCAGGCGCAGUACCAGCCGCAGCAGGGUAGGAAUCCCCCGCAUGACGGCACGGGGGGGAGGGGUGGAGACUCGGGUAGGAACUUCGGACGAGGUGGCGGCUGGGGACGAGGGAAUCAGUUGAAUAACAGAGGCCCUGGGGCUGGGCCAAUGAGAGGAGGAAGAGGAGGGGGUAUGGGGAACCGAAAUAUGAUGGGGAACAACAACAACGCGCCCAAUGCUGGAAAUUUCGGUCAGGGCCUUAACGGGCCCGGUUUCUGUGGGCCCGCCGGGUUGAUGCAUCCUCAGGGGAUGAUGGGCCCCGGUUUCGACCUGGCGUUUAUGGGAAGAGGUGCCGGUGGCGGAUAUGGGGGAUUCUCGUCUCCCGCUUUCCCGGGUAUGCUUCCCCCAUUUCAAGGCGUGAAUGUGGCUCCUCACGUCAACCCGGCGUUUUUCGGUCGAGGGAUGAGUCAGAGUGGGAUGGGGAUGAUGGGGAAUGUAGGGGGGAUGAUGGGUGGGCCCCACUCAGGGAUGUGGAAUGAUGGUGGUAAUAACAUGGGUGGGUGGGGAGGGAUGGAACAUGGACGGGAGUCGAGUUAUGGUGGUGAGGACAAUGCAUCGGAGUACGGGUAUGGUGAGGUGAGUCAUGACAAGGGCGUGAGGGAGAAGGAAAGGAAUUCGGAUCGUGACUGGCCGAGUAAUAACCCGGAGAAGAGGCAUCGGGAGGAGAAGGAGCGUGAUGAUGGGGAAAGGUAUGAUAGGGAAAGUAGGUACAGGGAAGAGAAGGAUCAUUAUCGAGACUAUCGCCACAAGGAUCGUGACUCUGGUUACGAUGAUGACUGGGAUAGAGGACAGUCGUCGAGGUCACGUAGCAGAUCAGGUGCGGCGGUGGUGCAGGAAGACGAUCAUCGCAGGUCUCGUUCUAGGGAUGCUGAUAAUGGUAGAAGGAGACCAUGCUGCGUGGUCCCUGGCUUUGAUGAAGUAAGUACCCCUUUAGUAGUGGAUGCUGUGAAGAACAGAUUUGUGUUGCUUUUCUACUUCAAAAUAUAA
This is a messenger RNA of Striga asiatica, 2118 nucleotides long. The record is from the annotation of a GenBank genome assembly. NCBI's taxonomy places the organism in Eukaryota, Viridiplantae, Streptophyta, Magnoliopsida, Lamiales, Orobanchaceae.